UGCCGCUGCAGAGCUCAGCUGUGAGGAACAUGUAGAGAAGAUGGUCCUCAAACUUCAGGACGCGGAUAAACGGGCGGGACACGCUGUCUUCGGCUCGGCCAGAGACCGCACUCUGAUCGGCUGCACUGUCAACUGAAGCGAUGCAGUCCCUGCCCAUGGAAGUGGGCAGCAGCAGCAGCAGCGGCUCGGCUCCCAGCGACACCUCUGGCUCCAUGGUGCAGGUGUGCUUCCCCAGCGCUCAGGCCUCGGUGCUGGACAGCCUGAACCGGCAGAGAGAGGACGGCAGGCUCUGCGACCUCUCCAUCCACGUCCAGGGACAAGUGUUUAAGGCCCACCGCUGCGUCCUGGCCGCGUCCUCACCCUACUUCCAUGACCAGGUACUUCUGAAGAACAUGUCUACAGUCUCCAUCCCGGCAGUGAUGGACCCGCUGGCCUUUGAGAGCGUGCUGAGCUGUGCCUACACCGGUCAGCUCCGGAUGCUACGCGAGGACAUCGUCAACUACCUCACGGUGGGCAGCGUCCUGCAGAUGUGGCACAUCGUGGACAAAUGCACCGAGCUGCUGAAGGAGGGCCGAGCUGCCGCCGGAGGAGGGACGGGUGGAGGAGGCGGAGGCGUGCAGGACAGAGCCAGUGUGGGAGGGGGUGCAGGGUCAGCUAACCCCGGGUGUAGCAGCAGCAACGGUGACGGGGGGCCAGCUGGUGGGCUUGAAGCCGGGAGUGACGGUGGUGCAGGUCAAGCUCAGGUCGUGGGGUCCAACGAGCCCCAGCGUGCCUCCCAACCUCCCAGCCGCCCGUCAGUGAGCGAGAGCCAGUCUCCCAGCAGCACCAACUACUUCAGCCCCAGGGACGGGAGCAGCUUUGGGGGAGGCAGUGCAGCCGCAGCCGGGGCUUCGGUGGACGGGGGCGGGGCUAGCAACACCCCCAGCUACUGCACGCCAUCGGGAGGGGAGGAGGCCUUCCUCAUCGAGGAAGAGGAGGACGAAGUAGAGGAGGAAGAGGAGGAGGUGUUGUACCACCAAAGGAAGAGGGGAAGAGGAGGAGGCAGCGGAAGGAGGAAGAAAGCAAGCUCAGUGUCAGAGCAGGAAGUCGGAGUCAGCGACAGCUUUGGUGUGUCGUCCUAUCAGGAUGGGGAGGACUCAGCGCUGCCGCCGCAGAAGCGUCCCACCUACAGCCAGCCCAGCAUCAUGCCUCGCAAACAGUGGGUGGUGGUGAAAACCGAACGCACGGAGGACGACGACCUCAUCGUGGUGUCCGGGGAGGAGGGAGGGGAGGACGAGGAAGACGAGGACGAGAGGGAGGUGGAGCUGGCCAGAGAGAGGGAGAGAAGCGACUUCAACAUCUCCAACGUCAGGAGCCUUUCAGCCGAGCUGGGAAGUAGAGCUGAGAAUGACAUGGACUCACAGAUGGACUACUGCCAGUCUUCAGAAGACUACCUCAAGUUUGAAGGCAGUUUAAUGGACCAGACGUUAGCGCAGCACCUUCAUGAAAGCGCUGCAGGUCAGAGCCAGAGCGCUAACCGUGCUGUGUCAGCGCUGCUGGGCCAGGUUCAGUCCGCAGCCACGGCCCGGGCCCAGCUCUUCCCCCUGGACAUGCAGGGGAACCAGAUCCUCCUGUACAGCCAGGCCUCCGGACUCUCUCUGGACGCUGCCGCCCCCCCCCUGGGGAUGGCAGGUGGUAUGAUCGGAGCAGCCUCUUUCAAAGGUCCCGGUCUGGAGCACGGCGCGGUCCACCUGUCGGUGCAGGGUGGUUUGGGAGUCGAUGGCAUGGACAGCGGGGGGAUCGGAGGUGGAGGCGGCAGCGGCGGCGGCAACAGCGGCACCGGGGGUUCAGGGAAAGUGUUUAUGUGUCACUGUGGUAAAACCUUCACCCACAAGAGCAUGAGGGACCGCCACAUUAACAUGCACCUGGACCUGAGGCCGUUCCACUGCCCCGUCUGCGCCAAGAAGUUCAAGAUGAAGCAUCACCUCACAGAGCACAUGAAGACGCACACGGGCCUCAAGCCGUACGACUGCCUCGGCUGCGGCAAGAAGUUCAUGUGGCGCGACAGCUUCAUGAGGCACCGCUCGCACUGCGAGAGGCGCAGCGGGCUGGGGGAGAGCGGGGAGGGUGGGAGCGGCGGCGAGGGAGGGAGACGAGGGGGAGGGGGAGGUGAUGAUGGGCCGGAUUUGAUUUCCUCCCCUCACCUCCUCCUGUCUGCGGUUGAGGGAGGUCAGGGUAAUAUGCUGGGAGGAGGAGGGAGAGGGGGAGUGUCUGUUUCCUCUCCGCAUCUUUCCGGUGCCGUUCUGUCGCCGCAGCACGGAGGCGUCUCAGCCACAGGAAGUAGCAGCAGCAACAACAGUGCGAGCAACAACAUGGCCGCCGCAGGAGCGCACCUAGGGGUCGUCUCUCAGAGUCCAGGUCAGGGUCAGGGAUCUGGGAUGUUUGGUCUAGGGUUAGGUCGAAGUGUGUGUGACGAAGACGUGUGUGAAGUCAGUGCCAAUGAGAGCAGCGUGACUUAAACCAAAACUGUGUGUCAUGUCCAACGGGCGCCUCUCGGGGAGGUAACAGUCGACUUCCUGGUUCCCGCGCGGUGCUCCUCUGAAACACUUUGAACUGCCGUCACUCAGCGUCUGAAGCAGGAAGUGCGUAAACAGGCGAGGCUCCCGUUGGACACACAACCUGGAGAACCUGAAGGUGUUUACAGAAAAACGGGACUUUGAGAUUCCAGUCAAGUCUUUGUGAAGUUUCUCAAACAGACUUGUGGUUGUGCUGGUGCCAUCUGAAGUUGUCUGCAGUUCUUGUUCCGCGACGACUUCAGACAACUUUGCCUCCGAAAAAGUGGCCUCAUGAAAAAUGGACCUUUUGUCUCAGUGAGUAAGCUAUCGUUUUAAAUAUCCAAGAUGUUUAUUUUUGUUGGUUCGGUGGAAGAAUGUGUGCGUGUGGAGAGGAAACCAAAAAUGUAAAGACAGUGCUUCACUAACUGUUACCUUCUGUGGCAACAUUAUAGUAUCAGUAGAGUAGAAAAAUGGCUGUUCUAAAUUGCUGUGAUUUUCUGCAGUAUCGUAUUGAUUGUGAUUUGUUGCUGUAAUCAGAUAAAAAAAAAAAAAAAAAAAGCUGCGAGAGAAGAUGAAAAUGAAAGAAACGAUGAGAUUCACGUCGCGUCUUUUGGAAACAGGCACAAGGAUUUUAACAGAUUUCGAAGCGUCAGGGAGGAAUCAUGAAGCUCACUCAGACAACUCAGUCAAACUCAAACAUUGCAGAUGUGUGAGUGUGUGUGUGUGUGUGUGUGUGUGUGUUUUUUUUAAGUUCCUCACAGCAGCAGCGAUACAUCUUUCCCUGCCUCAGUGCCCCACGUAACGAGCCGUCAGCACUGCCAUGUUGUUUGAGACGAUAGUUCGGCGCUGCUUGGAUCACAGUAACGGCACAAUGAUUAAUCGUAGAUCCCCGACACGUGUACAGGGAAGGAUAUCCGCCAGACAGGAACCGUGUCAUUCGCCGGUUUUGCUGCUGUUCCCUGCUUUCACUUUCUUAUGUUAUCGUUCACAGAGUUCUCGUGCUUUGAGGAGUAUAUAUUAUUCUUACUGUAAAUACAUAGAGAUAUACUGUAGGUCAUCAGACCAGGAACAAAUACUGACUUUAAAUACUGAUGCAGUCGCUGCCGUAUGAAGGAGUUCAUGAGUUUGAAAGUUUCCCAGAACUGAUCUUAACCCACGAUGCAUCUCUCCAAGAGGAGUGUCAGGGAGGUUGUGGGAAACCUGGUGAUGGUAGAUGGUUUUCUUAUCUAAGCUAUACAGAGUAUAGUGUGUAUACCUCCUCUGAAUGGUAAUCCAAGUCAUGGACCUGAUUGAAAAGAAGUAGCUGUUAUUCACACAAACAAGUCACAUGUUUUAUUCUUUUUACUGGACAGCGUUUUGUUACGUUUCAUUUUCUUCUUCGUGUGGACUUUACACUCGUGUUUAGGUUCUAAUGUUUUCCACUGGUGGCGUUUUUCUUCUUGCAAUAAUUUUAGAAGCACGACUGAGUGACGGCGGUCCUGACCUCCCAGAAGCUUUUCAGUGUGGAGACACAUUCAGUCUGUUUAUCGGUGAAAGAGCGAAGCAGUGUUUCCUCUCUGUUCAUAUUUAUCAGCAGUGGUUGUGGUUUUGGUCUCACGCCGGCCCUUGUUUUGGAUGUGAAGGUGGUUUGAAACAAAAGAUAACGACGGGCUUGGUUUAAAUACAGGUUUUCUUACAAGUCCAGGUUGAUAGAUUGAGAUUUCACUUUUGGAACUACCGGAGAAAAAACUUUUAUUCCAUGAAAAAACAAAAGUAAAAAACCGGACUCGUCAAACAUCAUGAAUAUUACAAUUUAUAAAUAUCGUGAAACAGUGGAUAAUUAUUGUUGAGCCACUAACUGACUGUUGAUGGACAGACAGUUAUUCAAUUACAGUUUUGAUGCUCUACAAAUUAAAUUGUGUAAAUUUAUGUAAAUCUUUAUUAUUGAUUAUUUGACCGAUCACAGAAAAUAAUAUUCAAACAAUAUCGAUGAUGAAUAAAUGACCAGGGAAAGGGUUAGCUUAGGUUACUUGGCACUUUAGCUUUGCGGUGAGGCACAUUUAAGGUGUCUAUCUUCCAAACUGUAUACAACCUGAUCAAAAUGAAUGAAUCAAUAAAAUAAUCAUUAAGUGAAACCCUGGUAAUAGCAGCCAUGUUUUACCACUGCUGAAUAAAUAUUUGGGGACAGACUGCGGACACUGUUAGUGCCGAUUUACUUGUGGGAGUUCAGGGCUUGAAGUUCAUCUUUGUUUAGUCACAAUGAAACAAGAUGUUAAACCUCAGAGAAACGUGACCUCAUAGUUUCAAACAUCAUGUUCAUGAGUUCUGUGCUGUAUCUACAUAUACUGGGACUAGUUCUGACAUAAUAUCAGGUCUGUGUGAUGCAUUUAGGGACCAUACUGAUCAUGGUACAACUACUGAAAAGACACACUGACAGGGGUGAUACACUACAGUUUCAAUACUUUGCUGCCUUUGUUAUUCCAUUAAAACACAGAAUUGGUUUUGUUUGUGAAGGAGGUCGUGUUCGUCAUCUCGUGUGUGUGUCGACAUGUUUGAGAGCGUGUUAUUGCCAAAUAGGUUCAGGUGCCUUCACCAGCACGUUGACCUGCUCAUUCUCCACCUGUCUCUGUUUCUGUUGAUCUUACAGAGGAAACAAAACAUACAGUUCUUAUACCAAUCCGAAACAAACAGAUUUUCUUGUGUUGUGACACCUUAAACAGUUAUUACAUCAUUAUGUAUUAGUGCACAAGUCGUAUGUUAAACUGCAGGUUACCGCAACAAAAACAACUGAUGCUAUUAACACUUAUUAAAGUUUAAACGUAGCCUGUCUUCUUCUUUAUUUCUUGUUUUUGUUUCUGUCCUGAUACAGAAAGUUACAGACUCAUUAGAGAACUCAUUGUUCACUUCCACCCAGUUGGAAAAUGAUCUGAACGAGAUAAGAUCCUCCACAAGGGGGCGCUCUUCAGUCAGGGUUAGCUAUGCCCUCCUCCCUUAAAUUCUUAGAACAUUAGUUUUAACAACGUGCUGUUCAUCACAUUUCACUUCAUGGGCCAGUGUGCAGGAUUCAGGUGGAUCUAUCUAUGAUAUCGAUAUGUUUUCAUUAGUGUAUAAUCACCUGAAACUAACUGUCGUUGUUAUCUUAAGCUUAGAAUAAGCCCUUCAUUAUCUGUAUAGGGAGCUGGUUUCUAUAAUAGCCCAGAGUGGACAAACCAACACUGGCGCAUUUUGUGUUUUUAUGUCACUUGAAGGCCACCGUAGCUUCUCCUACAGGCUUGCAAAGGGAGGGGUGAGGGGAGGGGGGUAUUCACUUGGUUGCAAUCUGCAAACUCACCACUAGAUGGCACUAAAUCCUCCACACUGGUCCUUUAAAUGUAAAACUUGAUCCAUUCAGAAAGGAAAACUACGUAAUUCAAUACAAUACAGUGAAAUUCAAGACAAACAUGGUUUUAUAUAGAAUAAAAAUAUAUUGUUAUAUGUGAUAAAGUAAAUCCUUUUUUUUUUCUGAUCAGUAUUUUCU
Seriola aureovittata is the source of this 6030-nucleotide messenger RNA. It is a transcript of the gene zbtb22b, whose product is annotated as zinc finger and BTB domain containing 22b. The coding region runs from base 141 to 2498 and encodes 785 amino acids. The record is from RefSeq and is a predicted model, not a curated record. The transcript is spliced from 5 exons. Lineage: Eukaryota; Metazoa; Chordata; Actinopteri; Carangiformes; Carangidae. Gene Ontology annotation, biological process: regulation of transcription by RNA polymerase II. Gene Ontology annotation, molecular function: protein binding; RNA polymerase II cis-regulatory region sequence-specific DNA binding; DNA-binding transcription factor activity, RNA polymerase II-specific.